Molecule: messenger RNA, 1911 nt
Organism: Pseudocercospora fijiensis CIRAD86
Lineage: Eukaryota; Fungi; Ascomycota; Dothideomycetes; Mycosphaerellales; Mycosphaerellaceae
Exons: 13
Coding region: 1-1911 (636 amino acids)
Source: RefSeq, a predicted model, not a curated record
AUGUUCCACAUUUGGCAAGGAACCUUUCAUCUCUUUUCUUUGAUUUGGCUUUCGACAUCGAAAGCUCGUGCAACCGGCAUUGUCCUAAUACCAGACAAGCUCUGCGUAGUCUUUGAUAGCAUGGAGAGAUUUGCUCGGGCUUUCGCAGACCUUCGAUGCAUACCUAGUACCUCAGAAGACCAUCAAAGCAUGCAGCAAUCAUGCGAGACAUACUGCCCUUCAAUAGAGGAAAUGCUUGAAAGCCGCAGAACCAUCGUACUUAGACGGCUUUGUACACUGUCUUUCGAUAUUUGCAAACAACAAACUAUCCAAGCUGUUGAUAAACACUCCCUAUCGCCGACAAUUGAACACUUUCGUUCUCCAAGCAACUUCUGCAAAGUCACUCAGGACACUCUUCAUUUACUCACCCCCAAAAAAAAAACGAACCAAAGAACACAGACACAACGAACCCAAGAAUCCACGAUGUCGACCGAAGCCUUUCCAGAGGGUGACUUCACCCAGACCGAGCAUUGGAUCAAAAUUAAGUACGGCAUGCCGGACAAGGCCGAUAUCCUCGAUGCGCAGAACCAGACGAUAGCAAAGCACAUGGUUAAGGAAGCUGGUAAGCGCGACAACUUUGAUCAUCCUGACCCUUCUCCAUUCAUUGCCCCUUCUCCAUUUAUGACUCCGCCUCCUCCAUUCAUGCCUCUUGCUUCAUUCAUGCCCAUUUCCAGUUUUAACUCCCAGGCUGCCCACGAUGCUGCUGCUACUGCUGCUGCUGCUAAAGUAGCUAGCAGCUCUGCAUACGGGCCCAGGCCCAGGCUCGCUGAUUCGCAGACGGAGGCUGUUGACCACUUCUCGAAGGUCGGAGUCGACAAAGAGGUGAUCUCGGCCGCCAGCCCAACGAAGCGUUCACCUACUAAGAAAUCCUUCAACGUCGAUACACUCGGUGCGGACUUCCAUGACCGGGUCUUCCACGCCACAAUCGAAUAUCUGCGCGAGAAGUAUGCCAAGAUGCCCAAGAAUUUGAUUACUCAAAACGCGCCAGCUGCCCAGGGCGAAUUUAAGAAUUGGCUCCCAGUCAUGAACGAGAAAUUGGAGACGAAUGAUGCAAGCCUGCUUGCAGACCAAAAUACCACCAUCCAACUUCAGACAUACCUGAAGGCUGCCAAGUUAGUUAAGAAGGCCUUCCAGAACAAGAUCCAAGAAGAACGCGAGAAGGAGGUAGCAGAGGCGAAUGAGCUGCGUGCAGAACUCGAGGCUUGGUUUGACGCUCUUGAUCCUGAGUUGCUUUCUACCCUAACGGAGGGGCUGAAGAAAGUGGAGUCGGAGAAGAGCGAAGAAUGGGAUUUUGUAGAAGACGCCAGCGAUCCAGCCCUUCGCACAACUGUUAAGAAUGUCUUCGACUACUUCGCCGACGAACUGGAGAACGUGGACGUUGUGAUUCAAGGCUGGACCACUGAACAGCAAACGCAUGCUUACUUGACCAUGAUGCAAAACAUUCGUGCGGAUCAGCCCUUGAGACUUACAGAGGAGGAAGAUGCUGAGCUUUUCAAAGCCAAUGUGAUGGGCCUCCCACCAACAGAUUUCGUUAAGCAGGCGUAUCUCACCAGCAAAGCCUUUAUGGCGGACAACAAACAGGCCUUCCGCCACACCAAGGCCGGAGGAUAUCAGAGCCACCUCGCUACACAGAUUGCGUACCUGAAGAGGAACAUGCCGGAUGUCACAGGCGAGGAUGGCGCUGACCUGAAGACCCAAGGUUUCACUGACUUGGACACGUUUCAGGAAGAUAUGCGUCACGAAUUCAUGUUGAACAUGAACAAGGUGGUCAACAAGACGCGAGUACUGCUGCCAAUGCCCAAUCCGGUACUACUGCUGGUGGAUCUCCUGGCCGCAAGCGCUAUGGCACUCGUCAUGGCGGAGACGUGCUAG